This is a messenger RNA of Xenopus laevis (African clawed frog), 4065 nucleotides long. RefSeq names its product mucin-5AC-like. The record is from RefSeq and is a predicted model, not a curated record. The transcript is spliced from 11 exons. Lineage: Eukaryota; Metazoa; Chordata; Amphibia; Anura; Pipidae. The coding region runs from base 44 to 3265 and encodes 1073 amino acids.
GGAGCUUGAGGUGCUGCUGAAGGUGUGAGGAGCAGAUCUUACCAUGGAACGAUGGGUCUAUUUAUUCACUUUGUCUGCCCUCUGCGAUUUAUACAUGGCACAGAGUGUAACCAGUACAACAUUACAGUCAGCAAACAGUAGCACAACUCAGCCUCUGUGCGUAUGUUCUACUGCCUUAUCCACAACAAUUGCAACAGCUUUCUCUAGCACAACUCAACCUAUAAGCACUGCUAGUACCACACCAACAACUACAGCUGCAACAUCUACUAUAACUACUGCUGCUUUGACUACUUCUACUACUACAGCUUCACCCACAAGCACCACAGCUACAGUUUCCACAUCUAUUGCACCCUCAUCUACAACAACUACCACUGCUUUAAAUACUACAUCUCAACCAACUAGCACCACUACAACAGUUGCAGCUAUGACUGCAACAUCUUCUGCAGCUUCAUCCACAACAACUGCUACUACAACGCAGCCUACAAACACCACUACUAUUGUACCCACAACUGCAAGCACACCAGCAUCUACUGCUUCAUCAUCCACCACAAGUGUGGCAGCUAUAACAACUACAACUCAACCUACAAGCACCACUACUACCACACCCAUGUCUUCAAAUAAUUCAACAGCUACUAUUACAUCAUCAACGACAAGUAAUGCAACUACAACUCCGACAAGCACCACUACUACCACCCCCACAUCUUCAAAUACUUCAACAGCUACUGUUAUGUCAUCCACAACAAGUAAUGCAACUACAACUCAACCUACAAGCACCACUACUACCACUCCCACAUCUUCAAAUAAUUCAACAGCUACUAUUACAUCAUCAACAACAAGUAAUUCAACUACAACUCAAUCUGCAAGCACCACUACCACCUCACCCACAUCUUCAAAUACUUCAACAGCUAAUAUUACGUCAUCCACAACAAGUAAUGCAACUACAACUCAACCUACAAACACCACUACUACCACCCCCACUUCUUCAAAUACUUCAACAGCUAAUAUUACGUCAUCCACAACAAGUAAUGCAACUACAACUCAACCUACAAGCACCACUACUACCACCCCCACAUCUUCAAAUACUUCAACAGCUAAUAUUACGUCAUCCACAACAAGUAAUGCAACUACAACUCAACCUACAAGCACCACUACUACCACCCCCACAUCUUCAAAUACUUCAACGGCUAAUAUUACGUCAUCCACAACAAUUAAUGCAACUACAACUCAACCUACAAGCACCACUACUACCACCCCCACAUCUUCAAACACUUCAACAGCUACUAAUACGUCAUCCACAACAAGUAAUGCAACUACAACUCAACCUACAAGCACCACUACUACCACUCCCACAUCUUCAAAUAAUUCAACAGCUACUAUUACAUCAUCCACAACAAGUAAUGCAACUACAACUCCUACAAGCACCACUACUACCACCCCCACAUCUUCAAAUACUUCAACAGCUACUAAUACGUCAUCCACAACAAGUAAUGCAAUUACAACUCAACCUACAAGCACCACUACCAUACCCACAACUACUACAUCUAUUGCAACGUCCACUUCCUUAUCCACAACUUCUUCAGCACAGAAUUCUACAACUCAGACUACAAGCACUAACUCUACAGUCCCCACAUCUACAACAGCAUCUACUGUAGCCUCAACACCGACCACAGCAUCAACUGCAAAUACAACCAGUCUUACAUCCACUAAUACCAGUACCACAACACCAACAACUACUAGCAGUGCUACAACCACCACCACCACCACACCAACAACCACAGCAACAACAACCACAACAACCAUUUCAGCCUGUGCACAAUCGACUGUGUCCAUUCAGCUGAUCCAGGUGUCUAGUGAUCAAAUCCAGCUCAUGCCUAUUGGUCAAAAUGGACCAACUGGAGCUCAGUUCAAUGUGACACUGUCAAAGAACAACACAGUCGUAGACAUAAAAACAACGUCUGGUUCAACGGUCACAUUUUCUGGUCUAUUUCCUGCAAGUCAGUAUGACAUUGCUGUAAAGCAACUAUCUUGUCCGAACAGACCCGAUACUACCAGCAGUGUUACCACAGAUGGAAAAUUAUUUUCUGCAGAAAUCCGGAUAACAAGUACUGUAUAUACCUCUGAUCUGGGCAAUAAAAGCAGCGCGGCAUACAAAGAGUUUGAAGCCAACUUCACAGCAGAUAUAAAGAAUAAUGUGCCAUCGGACACCAAGGCCCUGUUUAACUCUGGGAGAAUGAUCAUUUUCAUAACCGGUAUCAGGAAUGGAAGUAUCAUCGCCGACUUUUCCAUAGCCACAAAUACGGCUGAUAACAUGACUCUGACCAACGUGACUCAGUCAUUCACCAGCGCACUCAACAGCAGCUCCACAUAUAAAGUUGACCCAAACUCUUACAGGUUUGCAGUGCAAAAUGCGUGUGAUCCUUCAGUAAAUCCGUGUUCUGCUUAUGCCAACUGUACGUCCCUAAAUGGAGCAGCCACCUGCCAGUGUAGGUCUGGGUUUAAUGACACCAAUCCAAGUGUUCCUGGAAGAACCUGCGUAGAUAUAAAUGAGUGUGCCGCCAGUCCCGGCCCUUGCCCAACUCUAGCCUCCUGUAACAACACCAUCGGAAGUUAUCAGUGCCAGUGUUUGCCUGGGAUACAAGAUGGAAACUCGUCUAACCCUGGCCAACAAUGUAUCGACCCAACCUCAUGCUUUAACAGCACCACAUUCUGCACCAGCAAUAGCACCUGCCUCGACAACAAAAACACCAUAUGUGCAAAUAAAAAAGCUGUUGCUUCGGCGAUCAAGUUCAAUGACUGGACCUUUACUCCAGACCUGUACGACCGAAGCAGCGCCGCCUACAUCAGCAAAGCAGCACAGUUCACAGGGAAUGUGGUAAACGCAAUGAAAGUGGCGCUAAGUGACAGCACCUUUAAUAUCACCGUGGUUGGCUUCAGACCAGGAAGUGUCAUUGCCUACUUUAUAUGGACAACACAAUCGUCAACUCUCGAUACCAACACAGUCCAAGCGACUCUCAUUAACGCAGUGUCGCUCCUGAUAUCCAGUAACAUUACAAGCAUGAUGACAGAUAUUGCCACCUCAGGAAGCAGUACAGACCCCUACUACGGCUGGAGAACUGCUGUCAUUGUCAUCGGGGUGUUUCUGGGAGUUGCUCUGCUAUUGGUUGCGGUGAUUGCACUAAUAUGUUACAACACUGGGGGGAGACUUGGACGUUACAAACCCAGUGUUAGCAGUGAUGAGAUGGCCAGAAGCCUCUCCUAUCGCUAAUUAUCCCUAUUGCUCUUUGUACCUCUGCCUAUUGUAUUUAUUCUGUAUCACUAAUUUGCCAGUCUCAUAUAAUAUGACGUAUAAUUAUAUUUAAUGUGCUGAAGGCAAUAAUCUAAGCUACAUGGAUAGGACCCAACAUUAGAAUAAGAGCGGGCACCUAGUAGGGUUGCCACCUGGCCAGUAUUUUACCGACCAGGUUGGUAAAAAUGAUGGUUGAUCCCAAUGUUAUUAAUAGGGAAAAAAGAUAAAUAUAUAGGAAGGCCGGAAUUUUUUUUCCAGAAAAGAUGGCAACCCUAGCCCCGAGUAAUGUUCCACAUGUCUAGAAAGAUCAGUUUGUCGGUAUAGGAUCUGCCCUUUAUUUUUGCUUUCUCACCGAUAUCCGCUCACUGCAUCGCAGACUUGCUUGUAUAAAGCUAAAGCAUGUCUGUACAACAGCCAACUUGUUGUGUGAUCGAUAGGAAAGUAUUACUAAUCUGUAAUUGCUGGGUUUGGUUCAGCUCAGACUUUACCUGCCAAUAUCUCCCAUGACUUUAUAUUUGGGGGCGAAUUUUACUCCAGAUUGGGGAUGUCAGACUUAUAUCUGAACUACAUUUCCCAUGGUCCCCAGCAAGCAAAAACUGCUGGAAGCUGUCGUUUAAUUACAGCUGAAGGGCCACAGACUGAACAUUCCUAAUGUGAAAAUUGCCUCGUUCCUUGAGUUAAAUUAAUGUAACUCACGUAAUCUUGCUCAGCCUGCUUAUUAUACAUAAUCCCGAAUUAAUAAUUCUAUUUAUAACACAUUAAAAUAGUAUGAACUACGU